Passer montanus (Eurasian tree sparrow) is the source of this 4005-nucleotide messenger RNA. It is a transcript of the gene TMEM237, whose product is annotated as transmembrane protein 237. Lineage: Eukaryota; Metazoa; Chordata; Aves; Passeriformes; Passeridae. The record is from RefSeq and is a predicted model, not a curated record. Bases 1538 to 2716 code for a protein of 392 amino acids. Gene Ontology annotation, cellular component: ciliary transition zone. Gene Ontology annotation, biological process: cilium assembly. The transcript is spliced from 13 exons.
GCCGGAGCGGGAGGGGGGCAGUCGGCUCCGUGGGGCUGCAGCCCGGGGGGCCCGGCGGCGGGAGCUUGGCCCAGCUGGGCGCUGCUGCUGAAGGGAUGUGGCGGGGCGCUCUCUGGGAGCGCUGCUCCGGGGAGGCGGAGCUGGAGCGCGACGCGGCAGCGGAGCACCCUGGUAGCGCGGCUCGUACAUCCCCGCUCCGCUGCGGAGGCGGCGGUGCCCGCCCCGCGCAUCCCGCGGGAGGGGAGAUGUAACCCGCUGCGGGGUCUCACGUUUCUGGUCGUCUUUGUUGCGGAAGCAAGCAAGCAUUUCUUCGUUGUAUUUUUUUCAUAUAAACCUCUCAAAUGAAAAUCUGCAAGGCUUUAACAAAUCUGUGAAGGCUGCUUCAGUGUUUUUAAACAUUCUGGACAUUUAAACCUUUCCUCCUCAGCAUCCUGGAAUGGACACCCGGGGAGCUGGGUAGUUCAUUUUCCCCCCUGAGUUUCCAGGUGCGUCCCACUCUCUUGUGGCCUGGCUCAGGUGGGCAAACACAAGGUUUGCCCGAGGCAGCGGCUGCCUGGUUUGUAGGAGUCUCUUGAUUUCGGGGUACUUUAGAGCACUCAGCGGCUCUUUUGUCCAUAACUAAAUGUCCAUGGGGACCUGUCCCCAGACUCACCCUUUCUGUGAAAUUUAGGGUGGGUUACUUCAGACUCUGUGAAACUGCAAAUAGACCAAAGCUGAUAGCUCUAUGGCAGAGCUGGGGACUGUCACACAGAUGGACAGAUGAGUAUUCAUGACUGGCUGCUUGCAUGUGGUUUCCUGUGUUGCAAGGAAUAAAUGAUACAGAAAUCAAUGCACUUGCUAGUUGUUUUGUAGAAGGUAAUAACAUGGAGAGGUACUACUGAGUACAGAAUUACUACUGCAUAGGCAGGGAAUGCUGUAUAAAAGGUUUGUGGCUUUUGUUUGUUUUUAUGGGGUUUUUAGGUUUUGGUUUUUUAAAUACUAAGUAUCCUAAAUAUUUACUGUUUACUGCCACAAGAAUGUUGGAAACAAUAAAAGUAAUGAGAUCUGACCUUUACCAAUAUUAUUUUCCCUUAUGGUGCACCAAUGUAGUGUGACCAGUCCCCACCAGUUUGCUGGGUGCCACUUAGGGUGUGCAGUUCUCUACCUGUGUAAGUGGCACUUGCUCUCAGUGUUCAGCAUGGCCAAAAUCCAAGUGAGAGAUUUGAGGUCUAAUCCCACAAACCCUUCCUUGCAUGAAGCACCUCAUUUGCUUUGGGUAAACAAACCAAUGUAACCCUUGCUUAUAGGAGCCUGUGCGAGCAUGCAGAGUGAAGGGGUUUUUAGUGCUAGUAAUAUUUGCUGCCAUUGAACAACCUGCCCUUGUUUCAAAUGGGAGUAGUUCUGGGUCCUGACCCAGGGGUAGGAGGGUUCAGCUCCAGCUAAUCCUGGCUGCCUGAAGUUUAUUUUUAGUUCAGAAUUAGCCGAGGUUCAAUGUGAGCAGCGUGAGGGAGCCUAGACCAGUUCACAGUGCCUCUUUCAGGGAACGACUUCAGAUGAUAUGGGAAAGAAACAAGUGUGCCCGCCUCGUGCCCUUCCUCCAGUGCCAAGUGGAAGCCAAGAUGAAAUUCCACUCAGUCGUCCCAAGAAAAGGAAACCCAAAGGAAAGACUCCAUUAGAUGGCAUUGUGCAAGCAGCGGUUCGUCGGCAGUCAGAAAGCAGCGAGCCCCUGACCCCUGAACCUCCUGAUGCCCCUCCUCAGAGGAAACGCAAGAAGAAGAAAGUACCUACUGAUUCUGAGACCUCUUUUACCCAGCAGAAUGUGGCAUCCCUAUUUCAGAAUGGAAAUGGCAUGGAUGUCCCUGAGGCUGAAGAAACGGUGAUCCGCAAACAGAGAAAAAGAACAAAGAAACCUCGGCCAGCCGAAGUGAGCUCCAAUGAGCUGGAAGUGGAGGAGGAAGACAUCAUUGAAGAUGAGCACAGAAAGAGCCCAGAUCAGCAGCCUGUGUUUGCUGCUCCCACUGGAGUUAGUCAGCCUGUUAGCAAAGUGUUUGUUGAAAAAAAUAGGCGUUUUCAUGCAGCUGACCGUGCAGAAUUGAUUAAAACCACUGAAAAUAUCAAUGUCCUUUUGGACGUGAAGGCUUCAUGGACUACUAGAGAUGUUGCCCUCUCAGUGCACCGAAGUUUCAGGGUGUUGGGCCUCUUCAGCCAUGGCUUCCUUGCUGGUUAUGCUGUAUGGAACAUUGUGGUUAUCUACAUUUUGGCAGGAAAUGAGCUUUCCAUGGUUUCUAACCUGCUUGAGCAGUAUAAGACAAUAGCAUAUCCAGCUCAAAGUUUGUUCUAUUUUUUGCUGUCUAUCAGUACAGUCUCAGCCUUUGACAGGAUUGAUCUGGCAAAAGCAUCAGUUGCACUGAGGGGCAUUCUUACCCUAGACCCAGCAGCACUAGCUUCUUUCUUGUACUUUGCUGCUCUUAUCUUAUCCUUAAGCCAGCAGAUGACAUGUGACAGAAUCCACCUCUACACGCCACCUUCGGAAAAUGGCAGUAUCUGGACUGCAGGUACAGAGGCAGAAAUUGUUCAUUCCUGGGUUGUGGUGAAUCUUGUAGUGUCUGUUCUAGUUGGGACAAGUUGGAUCUUCUUAAGUUCCCGACCAGAGCUAGACCACAGUGAAGAAUUGAUGUUCCAUUCUGAAAUUGAGGAAUUUCCUCAUGGAGAUGUCAUACCCAGAGUCCAGCCAUAAGUGUGAAACAAGAAUCUGCAUAUAUUGUAGCUGUGACUGAUGGCUCAGCAUGUUGUGUAUUAUAGCUAUGUAUUAUAAUUUUCAUAACGAAAAAAAAGUAUUUUUAUAUUGUAUAUAUUUCAUAAUGAUCUUUUUAUGUAUGUUACAGUUUCCAGAUGUGAUUGAAAACUUUUAUACUUCUGCUUUUUAUUUUACAAAGCAGAUUAUCCCUAGUGCAUAAAGUCAAGGUGAUUUUGUAAAUAAUGCUACCUACAUAGCCAAAGACACUAGAGUGAUGCAGAGGAUCAGGUGUUCAGUGCUUUUUUGACUGCUGCAGAGUCUUCAACAACCUGCUUUUGUUACUAAUGCAAACAGCAGUUAGCUUAUCUGAUUUGGUUAAACAUUUUCUAGAGAUUAAAAAAAAAAUCUUAAAACAAAAGUAGCCUAAGGAAAAUCUGUAAUGAAACAGAGUUAGGAAACAUAAACCCCACCAAGUUAGUAAUCUUAAAAUAAUCUACAUUUAUUUGUGAUAAAAUAUUUUUCUAGAAUAAAAGAUUAAAUUGACAGGAUUUUGUUUAAUAAUCCAUAAAAGAGGAUUAUUAAAAUCCACUUUUUAAAUCUUCAUUUAGUUCUCUUGACAAAAAUCUUGAUGAUGACAAGUUCUUAGCGGCUGACGUAGAUAAAAGACAAAGACGUUUUAAUGUUGCAGCAGUUGGUUUGGUUAAAUAUAUCUUCUCGUCAAACAGGGUGUUUUUGUGUUGCAAACAGGAUGUAUCCAUGUCUUGUAAUUUCUCAACAGUCAAGAAGUGUAACUAUUCCAAAGCCACUCACAAGAAUAGUGUUCUGAUUUCUCCUUAUCUGGUAUGGCAGGAGCAAUCAUUUUAUUCACUACUUUCUAAACAAACUUCGAUUUCAUAGAUGUUAAAAAUGUUCCUACCUAUUUUCAUGGAGAUUGUUUUCUGCCAAAGAAUGGGAAAAUUCUUCCUAAAAUUACAAGAAAAUGCUUAUUAAAUCAACCCAAGAAGUCUGCAGCAACCCACCUUCUAUGCAGUGCCAUAGCAGUGAUUGUGGCAGGUAAUGGGUUUUGCUGACAAGAUCCAACAUUCCUUUUCCUUUAAUAUAAAGUGGCAAAAUGAAAGCAUUGCAGAUGUGAAUAAAUACAGAUAUAAUGCAGGAAGAAACAAUCUCUUUAGUAAACACAGAUAAGGUCUGGUUUGAAAGCCAUUUUUCAAGCAAAUACCACCUAAAGCCCAAAACUUGUUUGUAUGUGUUACUUAACAUAUAUUGAUUUUGCCUUGUUUGAUUUAGUA